Molecule: messenger RNA, 3154 nt
Organism: Thunnus maccoyii (southern bluefin tuna)
Lineage: Eukaryota; Metazoa; Chordata; Actinopteri; Scombriformes; Scombridae
Gene: prdm1c
Product: PR domain containing 1c, with ZNF domain
Exons: 7
Coding region: 208-2574 (788 amino acids)
Biological process (GO): cell fate commitment; regulation of transcription by RNA polymerase II
Cellular component (GO): cytoplasm; nucleus
Molecular function (GO): RNA polymerase II cis-regulatory region sequence-specific DNA binding; DNA-binding transcription repressor activity, RNA polymerase II-specific; histone deacetylase binding
Source: RefSeq, a predicted model, not a curated record
ACCUUCCCUCCUCUCAUGUAAGAAGCAAGAGAAAGAGUCACACGAGUGAGCAGUCAGUCAUACACAGGUACACAGGAUACUGAGGUUGGUUGAGAGACCGUGUGAGAGAGAGAGAGAGAGCGCAAGAGAGAGGACAAGAGACGGGGAACAGCCACUGGUUGCUUACAGACGCUCAAGCUUUCAAGGAGGGCAAAGACAGCCUGACCUAUGUGUGGCUCCUCUCAAGGCUUCACAGCCUCCUCCUCUCAGCGCAGCACAGCCAUGUUAACCUCAGAAGGGUCACCGCAAAGCACAGGGGUCAUCACAGCAGCAAUGCCAGACACACAGGAUGUAGACAUGACAUCAUGGAGGGAGACAGACUUUGAGGAGAAGUGCACUUACAUCGUGAAUGACCAACCUCUGGAAGAAGAGUCCGAAAACCACAGCAGGACACGGGCCGAGAGAUCCUUACCCAGAAACCUGGCCCUGAAACGCCACCUGAACUCAGCAGAGGUGCUCGGGGUGACCAGUAAGGAGUUGAUUCCUAAAGGGACACGUUUCGGGCCUCUGGUGGGAGAAAGCUACACCAACGAAACACUGUUGAAAGAUGCCAACAGGAAGUACUUUUGGAGGGUCUUCUCUGAGGGGCACUUACACCACAUCCUGGAUGGUUUGAAUGAGGAACGGAGCAAUUGGAUGCGUUAUGUCAACCCAGCCUGUGGUGUGGAGAAGCAGAACUUGGUUGCAUGCCAGAGUGGUUUGGACAUCUACUUCUACACCAUCAAACCACUUCAGCCUGGCCAGGAGCUUCUGGUGUGGUACUGCCCUGAAUUUGCGCAGCGCUGUAACUACCCUCCACUGGGCCACCUGACUAUUGAAACUAUUGAGCAGAGUCAAGCUUUGGAGAAGACAACAGGGAAACGAGGACACAGCGUCUCUGAAAUCCUUCGGGACGAGCCCUCCAAAACCCUGACUACUUGCCCCAGACGUCUGGACAGUCCCUUAUCUCAGAACAACCUCUCAGUUUUUCCCCUGUGUCCCCGUGUUGUCUACCCUAUCAAGCCCCACACAGAAGGAAUCCACAGCCAUAGAUACGCACCUCUACCAUCUCUGCCAUCCUGUGGCCCUUCAGCCACGAAAAGGCCAGCUUUAAGUAGUCCUGUCCCCACCAGUUCACGCUUCAGCUUUCAGCAUAGUCAAACCCCUGUUAUAGCCAAACCUUACCAAGAGCCCUCUGUGCCUGAUUGUGUUUAUCCUGCUCUGAGGCACAAUCCCUAUCUCCUGCCUCACUACUCACUUGGCCUAAACAGCAUUCUACCUCACCCAUACCCGUUCUAUAGUGAUCGACUGAAAUCUCACUUAACAUUCUCAUCCCAUUUUCUGCCUUUUGAUGGCUAUGCACACCUCCUCAACCCUCGGGCCAAUGGACACAAAGACUUUUCACUUGCACUAUCAGAUACCAAACAAGACCUCAUUCUUUCACCAAUCAGUGAGCACAAAGACAACAAGAACCUCAUAUCUAAAAGGACAAACUACCUCAGGAUCCCCUCAGACAACCUCAGAGAUUUCAAACACUCUCCUCCCAUCAACAUCCACCCAGACCUCCCUAUACCUUCAACAUCCAGUGCCUCAUCUAUGGUCACCUCACUCUGCGGAGCACUGCCCUCUCUUGCACCUGGAGGAUGCUCACCACCGCUGGGCACAGCUGUCUCCUCAGACUGUCUCCCCUCAAAGCCCACCCCUGCCACGCAUAGCAAUACUGUGGAUGCAAUGGACCUCAGAAAGACUAAACAUGGAGGGCAGGUCAUUGGCUACAAGACCUUGUCUUACCCCCUCACCAGGCAGAACGGAAAGAUCCGGUAUGAGUGCAACGUCUGUGGAAAGGUCUUUGGGCAGCUGUCCAACCUCAAGGUUCAUCUGCGAGUGCACAGUGGAGAGCGUCCCUUCAGGUGUCAAACCUGCAACAAGAACUUCACACAGCUGGCUCACCUGCAGAAACACUACCUGGUCCACACAGGAGAGAAGCCUCAUGAAUGCAAGGUAUGCCAUAAGCGAUUCAGCAGCACCAGUAACUUGAAGACCCACCAGCGGCUACACUCAGGUGAGAGGCCUUACCAGUGCAAGCUCUGCCCAGCCCGGUUUACUCAGUUCGUCCACCUGAAGCUCCACAAACGCCUCCACACCGGGGAGCGACCUCACCGGUGCCCUCGCUGCCCCUGUGCCUAUCUCCAUUACUGCAGCCUCCAGGUGCACCUCCAAGGCUUCUGCCCCCUCUCCCCCUCAGUCUCCCACAGACACUCGCCAGAGGAGCUACACAGAGUCAACUCUGAGAUCGAGAGGUUUGACAUGAGCGAGGCAGCAGAGCAACUUGAGGCCAUGGCUGUGGAGGCCAAGAUGGACAAGGGGAAUGUUAUUGACCUGAUAAAGAAGAUGGAGACUCAUACCUCUGGCUACCAGGAUGAUGCCAGAGGGGACACUGAGUUAAGCAUCUACAAAUCAGCAAAGGAGUAUUCUGCUGUUCAGCUGCAUCAUAGUCCUCUACCUCUGCAUCCGACCAGCAUCAAGCUGGAGUCAGGUUGCAUGUCAGAGCCCUAAGACAGCCUUGCUAAUCCAGCCAUAUAAUCCUUACAGGUCAACUAAGCAGCUGUCUGUCACUGCCCUAUUUGAAGUAAAGCCUUAUCUCAAUCAUGGAUUGCCUAGCCUAUACUCUACAGAGACUGUGGUGUGUGAAGAAUCAAGACUCUUCCAGCAUGGCCUGGGACCAGUGACUUGAUUGAUUUAAUGUAUACAAUUUUGUUAAUUUAUUACAUUUCUAUUCUUAAUAUAAGAUUCAUACAGAAAUUUGUGAAAUUUUCUGCUUCUUGUUUUGUAUCUCUGAAAUGUCUUUAUGGAACAUCAACUAAACAUGAUGAUGCAUAAACAGUUCGCCUUUAUUUGUGGUUGCACAGUGCAAAAAUGAGUGUCUCUGUCUGUUUGCGUAUCUAUGACUGUCUUCUAAUUAAAGUGACAAUUACUGUGCGGCAUGACUAUAUAAUGUAAAUGAGCAAAGUGCAGAAGUGAUAACACAGAGGAAACUAUAGUUGGCUGUGUGUCACAUAUACUGUACAUAUUGGGUGAGGGUUUAGUGUGCUGAUGUGGGAAGUUGGUGACGUAGAUAAACAUCCUGUUAUGAGUC